Molecule: messenger RNA, 3647 nt
Organism: Theobroma cacao (cacao)
Lineage: Eukaryota; Viridiplantae; Streptophyta; Magnoliopsida; Malvales; Malvaceae
Product: structural maintenance of chromosomes protein 6A-like
Biological process (GO): double-strand break repair via homologous recombination; chromosome organization
Cellular component (GO): nucleus; Smc5-Smc6 complex; site of double-strand break
Molecular function (GO): damaged DNA binding; ATP binding; single-stranded DNA binding
Source: RefSeq, a predicted model, not a curated record
UGCCUGUACUAUCACUUCUGUCCUGUCAGUUUUCACCGCUCUAAUUAGCCGUUUCUUUUCCUAUCUCGUCUCAAAAUUCUACGGUUCUCACGAUCGGGAACCCUAGGAUACAAUCAUGAGUUAUUCUAGGGUAUUACCCGAUCAAAUCUACGGCGGUCAACGAUCCGGGGCGGGUACUAUCAAGAGGAUCCGGUUAGAAAACUUCAUGUGCCAUAGUAGUCUCGAAAUCGAACUCUGCGAGGGGGUUAAUUUCAUCACCGGUCAAAAUGGAAGCGGUAAGAGUGCGAUGCUGACCGCUUUAUGUAUUGCGUUUGGCUGCCGUGCCAAAGAUACUCAAAGGGCAUCUAAGUUGAAAGAAUUUAUAAAAACUGGUUGCAGUUAUGCUAUUGUUCAAGUGGAAAUUAAAAAUGAGGGAGUGGAUGCUUUUCGACCAGAAAUUUACGGUGAUUACAUAAUGAUUGAACGCAGGAUUUCUGACUCUACAAGCUCCACUUUUAUGAAGGAUCGUCAAGGUAAAAAAGUUGCUAGUCGAAAGGAGGAUCUUCGUGAGCUGGUUGAACAUUUCAAUAUUGAUGUUGAGAAUCCAUGUGUUAUUAUGAGUCAAGACAAAAGCAGGGAGUUUUUGCAUUCUGGGAAUGACAAAGAUAAAUUCAAGUUCUUUUUUAAGGCUACGCUUCUUCAACAAGUUGAUGAACUUUUACAAACAAUUAUCAAACAAUUGAAGGAUGCAUUUGCUCUUGUUGAUGAGUUGGAGACUUUGAUAAGACCCAUUCAGCUUGAACUUAGUGAACUGCAAGAAAAGAUUAAAAACAUGGAGCGUGUAGAAGAGAUAUCACGGGAGGUGCAACAGUUAAAAAAAAAGCUCGCCUGGUCAUGGGUGUAUGAUGUGGACAGGCAAUUGCAGGAGCAAGGGGCUAAGAUUGAAAAGCUGAAAGACCGCAUACCCACUUGCCAAGCUAAAAUAGAUUCAAUAUUGCAUAACUUGGAGAAGUUGCAGGAACACUUCUCAAACAAGAAAGUUCAAGUUGCAUGUUUGGUGGAAAAGACAUCUUUAGUGAGGAGAAGAAAAGAUGAAUUGUGGGAUGCUUUUUGUGUGGCAACAAAAGAGAAGCUUGAGCUAGAAGAAGAGCAUGGCCGCAGCACUAAGCAAAUUCAGAAGAUGCUGAAUAAUGUUAGGAUGCUUGAAGAACAAGCCCGUGAUAUUCAGGAGAAACAUUUUAGAAAUACACAGGCUGAAGAAUCAGAAAUAGAGGAACAGAUUAAAGAAAUUGAAUAUGCAGUUGAUCAUGUCAAAUCAAUACUCUCUAGUUUGAAGGAUGAGGGGAAUACUUUGUCAGAGCAUGCUUCAGCAGAAGCGGAUGUAAUGAAGAAGAUUAAUGAUGAGAUUAAAGACUAUGAAAAGAAGCAGCGUGAGAUUGAUCGUCAAAUUCGUGAGCUUCAGCUACAUCAAACCAACAGGGUUACAGCUUUUGGGGGAGAUGGGGUGCUUCGUCUUCUACGUGAAAUUGAGAGGCAUCAUCACAAAUUUACAAUGCCACCUAUUGGUCCAAUAGGUGCCCAUGUGACAUUGGUCAAUGGUGAUACAUGGGCUCCUGCUGUUGAACAAGCCAUUGGGAAGUUGCUCAAUGCUUUCAUUGUGACAAAUUCUAAGGAUGCUUCUGCUUUGAGAACAUGUGCAAAGGAGGCAAGAUAUAACUACUUUCCUAUUGUCAUACAUGAGUUUUCAAGACCAAGGUUGAAUAUACCAAAUCACUCGCUUCCCCAGACCAAGCACCCAACUACUCUAUCCGUUUUACGUUCUGAUAACCCUACUGUUUUUAAUGUUCUAGUAGAUACGGUUAAAGCUGAGAGGCAAGUUCUUGUUAAAGAUUACAACAUUGGAAGAGCAGUUGCAUUUGACCAAAGAAUACCGAAUUUGAUGGAGGUUUUCACCUUAGAUGGGUUUAGAAUGUUUUCACGUGGUUCAGUCCAGACAAUUCUUCCCUCAAAUAAAAAGCUUAGAAUUGGUCGCCUUUGUGGUUCUUUUGAUGAUCAAAUUAAGGAGUUUGAAAAACAUGCGUUAAGUGUUGAUGUAGAAAUUAAACAGUGCAAGAGUAGGAAGAGGGAGUCAGAGAAAAAGCUUUGGGAUUUUGACAGCAGGCUACAUAAUGUGAAGAGAAGGCGCUUGGAUGUAGAGCGUGAUUUGACGGCAAAGAGCAUGAAACUGCGGGAUGUGCAGAAUUCACUUGUUGCUGAAGCUGGUGUGUCACCUGAGUCAACUACUAAUGAACUUCUUCAAGAAAUUUCGAAUGUUAAAAUGGAGAUCCAGCAGAAGGAAGCAUUGCUAGAAACGCUCCGAGAGAGGAUGAUUGAAGCAGAAGCAAAGGCCAGAACUCUUAAGUUAUCAUUUGAGGAUUUAGGCGAGUCAACAAAAGGGGAGAUUGUAGCCUUUCAGAAAGCAGAGGAGGAGCUAACAGAGAUAGAGAAAGAAAUAAAUGCUGCACAAGCGAUGAGGGCCCAUUAUGAAAGUGUUAUGAACGACAAGGUUCUUCCUCUUAUCAAGGAGGCAGAGGCACAAUAUCUGGAUCUUGAAAACAGUCGUAAGGAGAGUUAUAGAAAGGCUUCUGUUAUUUGUCCUGAGAGUGAAAUUGAAGCGUUAGGAGGUUGGGAUGGAAGCACACCAGAGCAACUAAGUGCGCACUUAAACAGACUGAAUCAGAGACUUAAGCAUGAGAGCCAUCAAUAUUCGGAAUCAAUUGAUGAUCUUAGGAUGUUGUAUCAGGAGAAAGAACAUAAGAUUUUAAGGAAACUGCAAACGUAUAAAGCUUUUCGAGAAAAAUUAGAUGCUUGUCAAAAAGCUCUUGACUUGCGUUGGAAAAAGUUUAAUCGGAAUGCAUCUCUUCUUAAGCGCGAGUUGACUUGGCAAUUUAAUGGCCAUUUGGGAAAGAAAGGUAUCAGUGGACACAUUAAUGUUAGUUAUGAAGAAAAGACCCUUUCAGUAGAGGUUAAAAUGCCUCAAGAUGCAUCAAGCGGCAUUGUUCGUGAUACAAGAGGACUUUCAGGAGGGGAGCGCUCCUUCUCAACGCUAUGCUUUGCAAUGGCUCUUCAUGAAAUGACUGAAGCCCCAUUUCGAGCAAUGGAUGAGUUUGAUGUGUUUAUGGAUGCAGUUAGCCGAAAAAUCAGUUUGGACACUUUAGUUGAGUUUGCACUGGCACAAGGAUCCCAAUGGAUAUUUAUCACACCUCAUGAUAUCAGCAUGGUGAAGCAAGGUGAGAGGAUAAAGAAACAGCAGAUGGCAGCCCCCCGUUCUUGAUUGCUGUAAGGUAAAACUGAUAGCAGCUCCCCACUAACUGUAUAUUUAGAUGGCUUUAUAUUUUUUAGGCAUAUUUUUUAUGUAUUUUAGUAAGUAGUUAUCCUUUCCAUAUCCCCCCUUUGUUCCUUUGUCUUAUAGAGUUUGUGUUUUGCAUUUCUGGCACAUAUGAAGUUGAAUGAAUAUCGCUUGAAAAAGGACAGAAAGGAAGGGAGGUGUUUCUAUGUGUCUCAAUUUAUUUUUUUCCUUGGGUCCUGUUUAUUUCUAGUUACCUUUUGGGUUAUGAAAAUGUUACAUGGAUGAUCACUCCGGCUGACAGCUCAGUAGAGUUUAAGACUUUGUCAAACUUGAUAAUGAA